This is a messenger RNA of Fonticula alba, 995 nucleotides long. RefSeq lists its product as hypothetical. The transcript is spliced from 7 exons. Bases 67 to 882 code for a protein of 271 amino acids. Gene Ontology annotation, cellular component: membrane; SNARE complex; endomembrane system. NCBI's taxonomy places the organism in Eukaryota, Rotosphaerida, Fonticulaceae. The record is from RefSeq and is a predicted model, not a curated record. Gene Ontology annotation, biological process: intracellular protein transport; vesicle-mediated transport; vesicle fusion. Gene Ontology annotation, molecular function: SNARE binding; SNAP receptor activity.
CCCCCCUCCCCCUCUCCAUUCCCCCUCCUUUCUUCCCUCUGCCCCGUCCUCAGUCCCACACUCACCAUGUCGUUCGGUGAUCUCGAACGCGGGGACAGCCCCGGCGGCUGGAACUCCAACCUGGAUUCGCAGUACCUGCGGCUGGUCGAUCGCGUGGCCAAGGCCAUCAGCGACAUGGGAUCCAGCAUUUCCAGCAUCCAGCAUCAGGCCCAGUCCAUAGGCUCCCAGCAUGAUACCCAGGAGUUCCGCAACAACCUGAACAACCUCGUGGCCAAGACCACCACCCAGACGGCCAACACCAAGAAGCUCCUGCAGGAGCUCAGUGCUGUCCCCUCUACCUCGCUCAGCCCGGAUGAGUCGCGUCAGCGCACCCUUCAAUUCCAGAAGCUGCACGAUGCGUUCCAGGCAUCGGUCCGCCGACUGAACGAGACUCAAACCAUGGUGGCCACGCGCAUGCGCGAGCAGGUGAAGAUCGUGCGCACCACCCACGCCAUGGGCGGCCCCUCGACCGACGAGUUCACCGAGUCCAGUGCCCUGAUGUCUCAGCAGCAGUUGGAGCAGGCUGCCGUUCUGGACAACGAUAUCACCCACCAUGAGGAGAGCAUUCGCGAGCGCCAGACCGCAAUCGAAGACAUUGAGGCCAACAUCCGCGCUGUCAAUGACAUCUUCCGCGACCUCAACCAGCUGGUCCAGGACCAGGGCGAGACCAUCGACACCAUCGAGACCAACAUCGUCCGUGUGGAGGAGAACGCUAGCGCCGGCCGCGUGGAGAUCAGCCAGGCCAAUUCUUACCAGAAAUCGUCCCGGAAUAAGCUUUGCAUCAUUCUCGGCAUCUUUGUCAUUGUUCUUGUCGUUCUCGUUCUGGUCGCUGUCUUCACUUGAGUGUGCCGUGAUGCGCUCCUUCCUCCCUGUGAGGGGGGCGGGGAGCGGGUGCCCCCUUUUUCUUACACACGAGCUCUCGCAUACGCGACCGCACUCGGCCGCGUCCUCCCCCC